AUGGAGAAGGCCAAGGCAUCCGAGAUCCUGGCGAUCCUGGCGAGGCGGAGCCGCCUUCGGGUGUCUCCGCGGGGAUGCCGCAGCAGCCACAGCCGCGGAGGAGCCUCCCCGAGGGCCGCGAGUGACGGGAUCCCCACGCCCCAGAAGGUGCUCUUCCCGGCCCAGCGCCUCUCCAUGAAGUGGGAGCGUGUCCACCGUGUGGGCGCCGGGCUGAGCAACCUGGGGAACACCUGCUUCCUAAACUCGGCGCUGCAGUGCCUGACCUACACGCCGCCACUCACCAACUACCUGCUCUCCCGGGAGCACGGGCGCACCUGUGCCCACGGAAGCUUCUGCAUGAUGUGCACUAUGCAGAACCACACGAUCCAGGCCUUUGCCAACAGCGGCAACGCGAUAAAGCCACUGUCCAUCAUCCGAGACCUCAAGAAGAUUUCCCAUAAUUUGCGCUUUGGCAGGCAGGAGGACGCACAUGAGUUCCUGCGUUACACCAUUGAUGCCAUGCAGAAGGCCUGCCUGAAUGGCUACACCAAGUAU
This is a messenger RNA of Neopelma chrysocephalum (saffron-crested tyrant-manakin), 534 nucleotides long. Its product is annotated as ubiquitin carboxyl-terminal hydrolase 36-like. Gene Ontology annotation, cellular component: nucleus; cytosol. Gene Ontology annotation, molecular function: cysteine-type deubiquitinase activity; cysteine-type endopeptidase activity. NCBI's taxonomy places the organism in Eukaryota, Metazoa, Chordata, Aves, Passeriformes, Pipridae. The record is from RefSeq and is a predicted model, not a curated record. The annotation marks the transcript as partial. Gene Ontology annotation, biological process: protein deubiquitination; regulation of apoptotic process. The transcript is spliced from 5 exons.